Molecule: messenger RNA, 626 nt
Organism: Polistes canadensis
Lineage: Eukaryota; Metazoa; Arthropoda; Insecta; Hymenoptera; Vespidae
Gene: ND-13B
Product: NADH dehydrogenase [ubiquinone] 1 alpha subcomplex subunit 5
Exons: 3
Coding region: 112-465 (117 amino acids)
Biological process (GO): respiratory electron transport chain
Source: RefSeq, a predicted model, not a curated record
UCAAUUUCUAUCUUCAGAAUUUGACCUGUAGUUUCUACAUAACCUGUAACGCGAAAGCAGUGUUAGAUCUUAUAAAUAUAAUUAGUCGUAAUAAAAAUUAUAAUAUAGACAAUGGCUGAUGCAGUUAGGAAGUUUACACUAACGGGUUUGAAAAUGAUUCACAAUCCUUAUGCUAUUUUGGAUGUUAUUGAUCAUAAAAUAUUAAACGGAUUGAAAACCUUACCAGAAAAUUAUAUUUAUCGACAGUGUACGGAGCGAAUAGUCAAAGAACGAAUGGAUAUUUUAAAAAAUAACAAAGAUAAAGAUGUAGCAGCUGAAAAAUUAGGAGUCAAAUACAUCGAAGAAGUUAUCGAGCAAGCCAAAUUAGAAUUAUCAUUGGUAAAAAGAAUGAAAGUAUGGAAACCAUGGGAAAGUUUAAUUGAAGAAGCUCCAGCUGAUCAAUGGAAGUGGCCACCGCAUAAGUAAAUUUAUUGAAUUUACAGGCAACUGUAUACAGAAUAAUAAUUUAUAUAUAAUAUAGAUAUAAUAUAAUAUAUAUAUAUAUAUAUAUUAUAUAUGUGCGUGUACACUCAAAGUAGUACGUGUAGUAAUGUAUUCUUAAUUAUAGGCGCUACAAUUUUCCCAAU